AUGAACCGUAAGAACAAGAAUGUGAAAACUACAAGCCGUUGAAAUAUUUUUUUUCGAAUACAAUUUUUGGAUUUUUUUUCUGAAGUGCGACGAACUAUUUUGAGUGGUGAUUGGAAUUUAAGUGAUUUCUUUUCGAGUUUAUUUAAGAUGGCGCGUCACAGCUGGGCCUGCGUGUUCGCGCUUCUCGCCCUUUCCGCAGCCAAAGAUCAGAGCCGAUGGUCAAGACAGAUCAGCUCGUACACCUCCGACCUCUCCGACUGGGUUCCCUUACCAGGACCUGUUGAACGGGAGCCUGUCCAACUUCCACAAAUCAAACGCCAAGCCGUCGCUGAACCAAGAAUUCUCGCGGAACCUGUCUUCCCAGGCUUCCAAAGACCUACUGGCUUCAGCCAAGAGUUCCCCGGAAGAACUUACUAUAAUCCAGCUAUGAACAGGCAGUUGUACCUCCAAUCGUUACCGGCUGUACCAUCUGCGCCACAGAACUACUUGUCAGACCAAGGUUUCAGUCAAGGCAUCAGAUUUGGACUCGCGCAACCGAACUUCGCAUUGAAUCAAGGCUAUGUCGCGCCGCAGUACAAUUUCGACGCCGUCCCUCAACCGAAGCCGCGACCACAACCAACCUUAACCAACCCGGUCAGCUUCAAAAAUAACCUCCCGUCGCCUCAAGCCAAACCCUUCAACGGCCAAGUACCGAAAAAGAUAGAAUCACCGAAAUUCGUCGACGGAUAUCGUGUCGAAAAUGUCAGCAGCUUCCCCUUCCUGAAGAAGCCACAGUCCCUACAGAAACUUAAAUACGAUACAUUGGAUAAAAUCCCCAAAACUGAGAUGGUUCCUCCGAGAGCGAAAUCCGAGAAGGAAGAAGUACAGUUGCUCUACGUGCCUUUGGAAUCUCUGAAUAGAGGCCAGUUCAACUUCAGAAGUCCGUUGAAUUCUCAGCAACUGUUGAAUACUGAUAUUUACAACCAAAAUGUUCAAAGGACUUCCCUCUCAAACCAGGCGCUACCGAAGCAAACUUUCGCUGCAGACUUUCAGAGACCGAUUUCGAAGCAAAUAGACAACUACAACCCAGAGUACUUCUCAAACUUUAACUCUCAGUAUAAAGAGCCGGAUCAAGUGCCCAAAUUCUCUACUAUUAGUACUCCAGCACCAACAUCACCAUCGACAACUGUGAGGCCCAAGAAACUGAAGCCUCACCAACCACCACUAGCAAUCUUCCUGACUCAAGAAGCCAAGAAAGGAGGACAACUCAAAGUGGGAGACGUUCUUUCUUCGCUGAAAAACGCCGAGUCCAUUGCCGUUUUAGACUCCGUCAAUCCUUUGACUGCUCCUAAAGUCUUCAUUGGACCUUCAAACUUAGGCCCGCCGGAAAACUUUGUAAAGUUUGAACUGCCUUACCUGUCUAACAUUGAGCAUAGCGACAAGAAACUCCGUCAACUGCCAUUCUUCGUUGCUCCUCUAAGUUACAACACACCAAAUGGUUUCGCUAAAAUUCCCUUCCCGUCGCCUCAUGUUGGUUCUGUCGUCAUCAAUUCGCAAAUCAAAGACACCUCUUCGACCUUGCCGCCAGCGACUGCCGAUGUGAUUCCAAACUCUUACUCAUCUGCCCCACAUUAUUACAAACCAGAGAAACCUGCUACUCAGAAACCAAGCGUAAGUUUCUAUAGCACGUCUGCUCCGAAAACGAAUGCUCCAUUGAACCGACAGUCGAAUUAUUACUCCUUCGAGCCCCAAACUGUCAGCACCAUCAGACCACCAAAGGAACCUCAGGCCAGUAUCGUAUCAAGCACUCCUAAGACUGGGGGAUCUUACUUCCUAAGCAACAUCCAAGAUCAGUAUAAUCCAGCUAUCAUUCCCAACUUCGAUGUUCAAGAUAACUUCAAGACACAGGAGCCUGUGAAAGCUUUCAACUACGUUAAUACUGAACCCACCACGCUGAGGACUACAACACAGUCGAGUACAACGACAAGACCUUCAACUUACCCGAGCCAGUUGUUGGAAACUCACAAUCCAUACUCCAUAAACCAAGCUUUCCAUUUCAGCACCCCCUUAGACUACCAUAAUCUAUUUGAUGAAAACUACGCGACUCCUGGCUUCCCUCAAUCUUCGUCACCCUCUCACCCUGCGCAGCCAUCUCAGCCAUCACCCCCACCAACCCCAAUCAGCUCUACACCAAGCUCGACACACAAACCAGUAGAACAAAUCACUGAAAAAACAUAUCAAUCAUCCCCGGCUUACGUCCAAAAUUACUCCCCAGAAAUCCACUAUGAAUCUGAAUUGACAAAUGCCAGAUACCCCGUUACUAAUACAAAUGAUUACCCGACCAAAACUGAAAUGACGUCAGACUACAGUCAAUCUAGUCCUCAAGAUAAUACUCAAAAUACCUAUUCCGUUAGUAACGUAAAUCCACCGGUUGAAUACAAUAGCAAUAUUAAAACACAAUCUCCUAUUUACAACACUCAGACAGUAGACAAUGAGCAAUCCGAGACGGACGGUUCUACGAAAUCACCUUAUCUAUACAACCAGUAUGAAACUAGCUAUGAGGAGGAAAAACAGACUAGUCCUACAACUAGUACAACUACGACUACACGAAGGACGCCCAUCAGGAACAGAGGACGUCCCCGAUACACCACUCCUAAGGCAGACUCGAACGAAUCUACCAUUAGGAACGUGGCUACUCGCAGGCCUCUGAGGGAGCGGAAGCCUUUGCCACCACGCAAUAAGUACGAGCCCAACAAGAUCACCACUGAACGAGCUACAAGGAAACCCAUCGACUCCAGCGAGAGUACCACCAAGUACUCUAGAAGCAGGACUCGAGGUCGCGUCCACUUCAAACCUACGGAUAGCGAAGAAUAUUACGGCAAGUCUGGGAACAAAGGUACCGGUGCCAAGGAUGACCUAGCUUACCAAAGAGACGUCCUUCAUCAGAACUAUCCUGUCACUUUAAUGGAACGCUCUAGCACAGUUGACAUUGAAGCUAUUACCGAGCCCGUCCCUAAAAUAUCGUCAACAAAAGAUAUAGAAGCUCCUACAGAAGUAUAUGAUACGGAAAAUGCUUACAGCUACGAUAGAGCUUCUGUGAGUCAACAUGUGCCCAACCCGUCAUCCAGAGAGGAAACGUACACUCGCACUGAGAAAGCCGAGACUCAAACCGAAACAUACGUCCCUAAAGUACCCGCAAGCAAAGAAGAAUACACUUACCAAUCUCGAAGCAGCCUAGCUCCUGUCGAUGCUUAUUCACAGUUUGAAGAGUCUUCUGAAGAGGAAUCAUACGUCAAGCAAACAACACCUUUACCUUAUACUGAAAAGCCUGAAUAUUCUUUCGGAACAGAAACUUUUAGCGCUGUCUCCGAGGUGAAUCCGUCGAGCAUCUCCAUUAGUGACCUGUCUUCUAAACCUGAAGAAGUAACCACUGUUCCUGAUAUAGAAAUCACUAAAGUAUCAAGCCGAGAAACGACACUCGCUUCUGUAGAAGAACAAGAAGAAAAUAUUGUUCAAACUACGCCCUCUUACAAUAGAGUACGCGUGCGCCCAGGAGUUGUUAGACAAUACCAUCAGACGUCAACUGAGACUACUAGAGCGAAGCCCGAGAGAAGGAGGCCAUCUCAACCGGUGACAUACAGACCAGCUUUUGACAGACGCAGGACAACAAUGAGGAUUGAAGAAAUUGAGGCUGAUCUGAAAACGAAACAAGUACAUUCUCGUCCCGAAGUUCAAGAACACAGGCAUCCAGUUUACAGGCCGGAACCCACCACCGAACCUGCGGUCACGACGUCAUCUAGUCAGGAAGCGACAACUAAACGUGGGGCUUUUCGCCGUCGUCGACCAACAUACACCACCACUUCAACGGAAGCUUCUAGUGGUGCCAGUACUAAGAGAACAUACGAGGUAAAGAACAGAUUCAGAGGACGCCGUCCGACUGACAGACCUACCACAGAAAAAUCUGAAGCCCAAACUGAUGCGUCAACGACCACAGCGAGAAAUAACGUCUACAGCAGAUACACCAGACCACGUCUAUCAGAGAGAUAUAACAAGAAACCCGAACCUGAGGACUCUGAAGACCAAGACUCUAACUACUCCAUCAACAGACCCAAAUACGUCGAACCCGAAACCGAGCAAUGGUCUCCUAAAAUCUCCACUGACUCUUUUAAACCUUACAACCCGAACGAUAUAAUUGAUGAAAAGAAAACGACCACCGCUCGAAAUGACGAAGAACUCGACAUAAUCACUGCUAAGAACAACGAAUAUGACGAUAUUUUAAUAUCGGUUACGCCAGCAACUAAUAAUAGAGUUAAUAAGAAGAUACCUGAUAUCCCUCCUACACUAGAAGCUUUAGUAGAACAGAGUAAGACGACGAAGAGUGAUUCUGGGGAUACAAUGUCGACUUUUGAAACGAUGCUGGAAGAAGUGAUGAAGAGUUUAGAGGAACAGGAUGAGGAUGAGUACACGUCGAAGGUGAUGAAACACAAAGGAGGAGAAAUUGGAGAGAUUCCUCCUGAAAGGAUCAUAUCCUCCGGAGACAUUUACUCUAGAUCGACGACCGUUGAAGAGCACGAAGCCACUACAGUUGACCCAGCGACAGAGGAUUCUACUCACAAAGAGGAGGAGAAAGAACAGAAAAAUCGUCGCCGUGGCUUCUGGAAGAAAGUAAAGGUCCGUCCAGCCACUACCGAGUCCAUCGAAGCAGCCGAGUCCCAGUACUACACCAACACCGUCAACCGUCUUGGCCAUCCCGUCUCCGCCUCCAAAGCCAUCCACGACAAAUUGCCUGCCAACGACAAACUCAAAGUAACCACCUACAAACCACCUUACCAAUUCUUCAAAGACAUAUUCGAUGAAGUCGAAGAUGAGAUUCUACCAACUAUUGAUAUUCCGAAAAUCAACAAAACCAUAGAAAACACGUCUCAAGUAGAAACCGAGGAAGUCAAAACUACUCCUGAAGUGAAGACGACUACAGUUACUGAAACAAGUGUGGCUAAGGAAACUCCCACUGAAGCUGUACCAAAUCCUGGUGAAAUGGACCUUGGUACUGGAUCUCCUGAUCCGACACUAGACAGCAUCUAUUCCACACCAACUGAAGCCACUACUAAAGCUGCAGGUAUCGUGGACAGAUCUGAUGGGUUCAGUCUCAUGGACUAUCUAUUUGGCGCCACAACCGAUGAGGAAGAGAGUCACACAGAUUACAAAAAGUAUAACCAGGAACAGACACAAACCACAGAGAAAGCUGAAGAAAUCCAAAUAACUACAGAACAGAGUAAGCCGAGAUUGCCUACAACUGAAUCAACAUACAUUCCUGAGGAAAUCACAGCUGUGCCAAUAGAUGAUGAUAAGACAGAAACCGCUACUCCUGACUUUGAAAUUAAAAAAAUAAACGCUUCUGAAGUUCGUCAACCUGUAGAGAGAGUCGUUGAAAGUACAGAAAAAUCAGUACAGAUAGAAACAUAUUCUGUGUCAAGUUUCAUGAAUCCCAACAAUGUGAUCAGUACAUCAAUGUCCACUGAAAUUUCACACGAAACAGAAAUCUGCUAUAGAGGCAAAUGCAUCAAAACUAGCAAAGAUAUUUUAUAAGGCCAACUUCCCAAAUAAUAAAAAGGUGCUAAAGACUUUGUGUUCAAAUAGUGAAUAAACAAUAAAGUGAAUGUGUGAGGACUUAAAUUAUAAAAUUUAUAAUAGGUGUCUCAAAUAACUAAAUUGAAAGCUAUAUAUUUGAGUCAACUAUAAUAAAAUCUUUAUUUAUUAAGCAAAACUGGUGAAAUUUUGUAAAUGGUUGUCGCUCUUUACUUGAUUUCACCGUAUUAAUUUUAUUAUUUUUUACUUAUAACAAGUAGUAAUCAUAAUGAACUUUUCAAGGUUUGUGGCCACACCGCCAAAAGUUCUGCUGGUGUAUUAUAUUACUGCUAAUUUAGAAUAAUAAUCGUAUGUAAUUAUAAUUAAAUAGGUUUUUAUAAUUAUUCUUUGUAAAAUAACUUUUUCGACUGAAAAUAUUUUUGUAACCGAUAUUUUUAGGAUAACCACUUUUAAACUAUUUAUUUCUACUUAUAGUACCUAUUUUUUAAAUCUGAACAUUAACGUACUUUUUGCACAUAAGGGCAUUUUUGUGGAAAUUAUUUUUUUAGUUUUACUUUACCCCACCCAAAGCUACUUUCCACUUGCUUUUCAUGAAAUGUGAAUAUUUACCAAUUAUUAAAUAAAAUGUAACUUGUAUUAAACAGAAAAUAAAUGAUUAAAAAAUA
Pectinophora gossypiella (pink bollworm) is the source of this 6230-nucleotide messenger RNA. Its product is annotated as mucin-5AC-like. The transcript has 3 exons. The record is from RefSeq and is a predicted model, not a curated record. Bases 148 to 5565 code for a protein of 1805 amino acids. NCBI's taxonomy places the organism in Eukaryota, Metazoa, Arthropoda, Insecta, Lepidoptera, Gelechiidae.